Molecule: messenger RNA, 524 nt
Organism: Apodemus sylvaticus (European woodmouse)
Lineage: Eukaryota; Metazoa; Chordata; Mammalia; Rodentia; Muridae
Product: translation initiation factor IF-2-like
Exons: 2
Coding region: 27-524 (165 amino acids)
Source: RefSeq, a predicted model, not a curated record
UUGUUCAGAUCCUGGCUCAGCCUGUCAUGGAUACACUGAGCACUCUCGGCUUCCGUAUUCUGUCCUGCGCGGCGAUCGCGAGCUCCGGACGCGCCCGGGCGGACCCCAGCGGGGCGCGCGGCGCUGGCGGGCGGCGGCCUGGCCGCUCCGGCGGGGCGGCCGGCUGGAUUCCGGCCCGGGAGAGACAGACCGAGAGAAAGGGAGGAGGCGGCGGCGGUGGCGGCGGCGGCGAGGGGGAGGGAGCGCGCGGGAGGAGGGGCCGCGGCCGCCGCGAGCGAGCCCGAGAAAGGAGGAAGCGCGGACCCGGGCCCUGCCGACGACCCGGGGGACCUGCUGUGCGAGCUGGGCCCGCGCCUCCCGCACCUAGCCCCCCUCCCCGCAGCUCCGCCCGCGGGGGCGCCCCCUCCCCCCCCCUCCCCGCCACGCGCCGGGCUCGGCCUCCCGGGACCACGUUCGGGUUCCACCCUAGCUACCUGAGCUACGCACCACCGGUAGCUAGCACUGUCCGCAGACGCGGAAACUGA